This is a messenger RNA of Chlorella variabilis, 1896 nucleotides long. RefSeq lists its product as hypothetical. Bases 1 to 1896 code for a protein of 631 amino acids. Lineage: Eukaryota; Viridiplantae; Chlorophyta; Trebouxiophyceae; Chlorellales; Chlorellaceae. Gene Ontology annotation, molecular function: protein binding. The transcript has 9 exons. The record is from RefSeq and is a predicted model, not a curated record.
AUGGUGCAUAGCCGGUGGCGCGAGGAGGCUUCAUUCGAGACCCUGUCGCGUGCGGGGCACUCCGCGUGCGCCUGGGAGGGCAAACUGCUGGUGUUUGGGGGCCGCAUGAGCGCCACCUUCUUUGCUGACGUCUGGGCAUAUGACCCCGCCACCCGCUCCUGGGAGGUGUGGUGCGAGCGGUGGCCGCACGCGUCCCGCAGCUAUCACUCCACCACCCUAGUCGGCGGCGAGGUGUGGCUGUGCGGCGGCAGCGAUGCAGACACGGUGGUGGGCGAUGUGGUGGUGUUUGACCCCGCCACGCGCCGCUGGCGCACCCCCGCACUGCGCGGCGACACGGCGCUGCUGCGGCGCACGGCCCACGGCGCCUGCCUGCACCCGGCGCGGCCUGACUGCAUCCUGCUGCAGGGAGGCUACGGCGGUGGCACUGGCGGCGCCGCUACCCAAGCCUACAACUACCUGGCAGACCUAGUGGAGGUCAACACCCGGACCGGCGUGGUGCGUGGCCUGCGCCCCGCGGGCGCCGCCCCCGAGCCCCGCGCCUACCACGCCUUUGCCCGCCUGGGCGCCUGCUGCUGCUGCGUGGCGGGGCGCAGCCACGGCAACAAGCUGGUCAAGGGCAAGCAGCUGGUGGUGGUGUGGGAUGCGGCGGCCAAUAGGUGGCUCACGCCAGGCGUGGUGGGCGGCGAGCUGGCGCCGCGCAGCAGCCACCGCGCGGCUUCCGUGCCGGGCGGCAUAUUGCUGUUUGGUGGGGCGGUGGACCGAGGUGUCAAGGCUGCCGACCUUCAGCUGCUGGCGGCGGGGGCCCACGGGCGGCUGAGCUGGCGCCAGUGCCCGCCGGGCGGCGAGCAGCCAGGCGGUGGCGGCGGCGGUGGCUGGCCUGCAGGGCGGGGCGCGCAUGUGGUGGAGGUGGUGGGCGGCAGGCUCUAUGUGCUGGGAGGAUAUGGCGAGAGCGGCGGCAGCCAGGCGGGGGUGCCAGAGGCGUCGCAGUGGCGCGAGGCGCGGCGCAGCCGCCCGGCAGCUGCCUUUGGAUCCGAGCCACAGGCAGCCUCAGCUAAGCGCCUGCGGGUUGCCGCGGCAGCGGCACAGCAGGUGCAAGCGGCAGCCUCGGCACCUGCCUGGGAGCCUGGGCCCGUGGCGUGCGGCGGGGCGGAGGACGCUGUUGCUGCUGCCCCAGCUGCCGCCAUGCACCAGGGAGUGCAGCCAGCCGCGGCUCGGCAGCAGCAGCAGCUGCCGCAGCAGCAGCUGCCGCCGGCUGCUGGCCCAGCCCUGGCGCCCGUGCUGUGCGCUGCGGAGCAGCGCUGGGCGGAGCUGCAGGCCGUGGUGCAGCAGCAGCAGGUGGCGGCGGCGGCGCGGGAGCAGCUCGUCGCCGACCUGCAGCGCGAGAAUGCCGCCCUGGUGGCGCAGCGGGAGGGGCUGGAGCGGGAGCGGCAGGCAGCAGACCUCAGCGCGGCGGCGGUGGCGCAGCAGCACGCAGCCCAGGUGGCUGAGCUGCAGCGCCAGCUGGCGGCAGCGCAGCGUGAGCGGGACGAGGCGGCGCGCUCUGCGGCGGCAGCGGGCGAGGCGGAGGCGAAGCUGCUGGAGCUGAGCAGCCAGCUGCGCAGGGAUCGGGAUAGCCUGGAGCAGGAUGCUCGGGAGCAUGUACAGCAGAUUGGUGAACUGAAUCGGAAGGUGGCGGAUCGGCAGGCCAGGCUGGACAAAGCCUUGGCCAAGGUGCAGGAGCAGGCAGACUGCGCCAAGCGGGCAGAGGAGGCCCUGGGCGAGGCGCAGCGCCAGGCGGACGACUUGCGCCAAGAUGUGCAGCGGCUGCAGGCGGCACAGGAGCGGUGGCGGAGGGGCAAGGCGGCGGCGACCAGAGCGCUGGCGACGCUGCAGGAAGGCGUGGAAGCCAUGCCCUGA